AUGCUCAACUUCAUCGGCGAGUACUUCUCGCCCCGCGAGCAGCGCGAGGACGCGCCUCCGGCUGCUGGCUUGGGCGACGCCGAGGCCUCGGAGGCUGCACCGGACCCUUCGCCACCAGCGCCGGACGGGCAGGAGGUCGAGCAAGGGGCCUCUGGGGAGGAUCUCACAGCCUCCGGGGCUGCCGAGGACGGCACCGGCGCAGCACUCACGCCCCACGAGGGCCCAGCCGCCGCCCCUGGGGCGGCCGACGCGCCCGAGGGCGAUCCAGCAGCCAACCAGCCAGAGGCGGCCAGCCACGCGGCGCAGGUGGCGGCUCUCAGAGCCACCCUCGCCGCUGCCUCGGCGAGGACUGCCGCCGCCACGGCAGCAGCAGAUGCCUCCUCAUCGUCCGACUACGACGACGACGACAGCGCGAGCGCCGAUGAGGGCGGCCCGAGCGAGCCAGCUCCCGUGGCGCAGCUGGCCGGCGCCCGAGGCUUCAAGCUCAACCUUGGACAGGUGCCGCAGGAUGCCGUCGAGGGCGGCAAGCCGGUGGCGGUGCCGCCGACGCCAACGGCGGUCGGCGACGGCGCCAAGGACCAGACGCCCGCAGCAGCAGCGAUGGCGGCCGGCGCGGCCUCGUCGACGCCUCGGACGGCCGGCGCGACCCCGCGGCAGGGAGAGGAGGGCGCGCGGCCGCGGCUGCAGCGAGGGGCGUCCCAGCGCAUGCGCGGCGUCCUCCUCUCGCAGUCCUCCUCGCCAGCCCUCUUCAGCCAGCAGCAGCGCUCCAUCUUGCAAGCAAUCGGCCCUCGGCUGGCAGAGUUGCCAGACUUGCCUCGCACGCCGCAGUCGCGGGUGCUCGCCGCUGCGCUCAAGUCUCUCCCGCCGCUGCCGCCGCUGCCGGCCGUCUCCGCGAAUGACAAGGAGUUCCCCGCGGCGGCGGUCUCGAUGUCGCGCCUGAUCAUCGAGCUCGCAGACCGCUGCUUCGACCUCGGGCAGUACGCGAGCGGCGAGGCGAAGGAGAAGGCGGCGGCCAUCACGCUCAAGGCCCACGACAACAGGCUCAAGGCCAACGAGCUCUCUCCCGUCCGCGAGUGGCAGCGCAAUAUGCGGUGGUACGCCUCGAUUGCCCUCUCCCUCGGCCCGCUCGCGGGUCGUUCGCGCGACCAGCUCUCCCUCGCGCCGUCGGACGGCUGCCGCCCUAAGUCAGAGUCGCAGCUCAGCGCGGGAACCGGCCACAGCCCGAGCGGGGCGGCCGGAAGGGUGAACGGAGCGUCGAUCAACUCGUCCGUCGGAUCCUCCCACGGCACCCGGGAGGGCGAGAGCGGCGGCAGCCCGUUUGUCGAGGGGCGGCCGCCCGAGCGCGAGCGCACCGUCGCGGCCGUCAACCGGCAGGCCAUCCUGCAGGAGCUGCGCGAGGCGGACCAAAAGCUGCAGCACUCGCACCCCGCCUUCGCGCCCUCCCGCGCCUCCUUCGAGGCCGCGGACGCGCAGCCGUUCGUCGAGGCGCUGCAGCGGGUGCACGCCGCCGCCACUGCGCUGCACCAAGAGCUCAUCGCGACUCUCGAGCUGCCGCCCGCCGCCGCCCGGCUGCUGCCCAAGGCGGCCAAGGCGCUGCUGCCCAACGACGUGACUGCUGCCCUCGACAAGCUCGCCACCGCCUCCGACACCAAGGCGGUCGAGCGGGUUGUGCGCAGGCUCAAGGUGGGCACCGCCAGCCCAGACUCCGCGCUCGAGCUGCUCGACCGCGUGCAGCGCGCCGCCGAGGUCUGGCGGAUCAAGUCUCGCGCCACGGGUGCCGCCGCGCCCGGCGGCUCGACCGACGCCGAAAGCGCGGCGCGGCUGCUCCAGACCCAAGAGGGGUCGUCCCCUGACCCGAGCCCGGCUGCUCGGCGCGGCGGGUGGGCCUCCAUGCUCAAGAUGGGCGGCGCGCCCCGCUCCCGCGCCGUGCGGCUGCAGGCGCGGUGCUUCGCGGCACGACAGCUGUGCGUGGAGAUCCGGCGCGCGCAGCCGGACUUGGGGACGACCUCCUGCGAGGCGUCGAAGGUGUCGGCGAACGGGCAGGUUGCGCUCGCAAUGCUCGUCGCGUACGCCACCGCGCUCUCCUCGCACGCACGGCCCGCCGUGCGCUUCUACUCGCGGCUCGCCGUCUCCUCCAUCCCCGCCGUCUCCCCCGUCGAGCUCUGC
Molecule: messenger RNA, 2166 nt
Organism: Emiliania huxleyi CCMP1516
Lineage: Eukaryota; Haptophyta; Isochrysidales; Noelaerhabdaceae
Exons: 8
Molecular function (GO): guanyl-nucleotide exchange factor activity
Source: RefSeq, a predicted model, not a curated record